AAUGCAAUAAAUAGAGGAACAAUAAUAAUAAUAAGGGUAGGAUCAAGAUGAUGAUUUAAUGAUUCCAUUAAAUGUAUAAGCAAGAUUAGGUGAAUUUACUGAUAGAUACUUUGUUAAAUCAUAUUCAGAACAUUAAUAUGUGUUUUAGCAUUCAAAUCGUUUAUAUUUGUGUGGACUAAAUAAAAAUCACCCAAUAGUGAAGAGUGAUAGUGAUAUUAAGGAGAUUGAGUUUACUUAGAAAGAAUAAUUAGUAAAAGGAAAGAAGAAGAAGGGAGGGUUGAAGGUUAAGAGUAAUACAGUGAUGUUGAAGGUACAUUUGGAGAACGGAGAAGUAUAUGAAGUAUUAGCUGGUCAGGAUGGAUAUAUCAUAGAGAUGAAUGAAAAUUUAUAGAAAAAUAAGCAAUAUUUAAAAUAAUAUCCAGAGACUAAAGGAUUUGUGUGUAUUAUAUAAGGUUGUCGUAAAUGA
Messenger RNA from Paramecium pentaurelia, 466 nucleotides. Lineage: Eukaryota; Ciliophora; Oligohymenophorea; Peniculida; Parameciidae. The record is from the annotation of a GenBank genome assembly.